Dermochelys coriacea (leatherback sea turtle) is the source of this 2619-nucleotide messenger RNA. RefSeq names its product extensin-like. The record is from RefSeq and is a predicted model, not a curated record. The coding region runs from base 1 to 2619 and encodes 872 amino acids. NCBI's taxonomy places the organism in Eukaryota, Metazoa, Chordata, Testudines, Dermochelyidae. The transcript has 8 exons.
AUGGAAGUCCGUGAACACCUCCCCGUCACCCGCACCUCUCUUACCCCCAAUCCCCCACCAGACCGUAAACACCUCCCCGUCACCCACACCCCUCUUACACCCAACCCCCCAUCAGCCCGUGAACACCUCCCCGUCACACGCACCCCUCUUACCCCUGUCACCUACACCCCUUACCCCCGUUACUGCCCGAACACCCCCGUCACCCACAACCCUCCUACUCCCAACCCCCCAACAGUCCGUGAGCACCUCCCCGUCACCCGCACCUCUCUUACCCCCAAUCCCCCACCAGACCGUAAACACCUCCCCGUCACCCACACCCCUCUUACACCCAACCCCCCAACAGCCCGUGAACACCUCCCCAUCACCCGAACCCCUCUUACCCCCAAGCCCCCACGAGCCCGUGAAAGCCUCCCCGUCACCCGCACCCCUCUUACCCCCAACCCCCCACCAGCGCGUGAACGCCUCCCCGUCACCCGCACCCCUCUUACACCCAACCCCCCAUCAGCGCGUGCACACUUCCCCGUCACCCGCACCCCUCUUACCCCUGUCACCUACACCCCUUACCCCGUCACUGCCCGAACACCCCCGUCACCCGCACCCCUCUUACUCCCAACCCCUCACCAGCAUCCACCACCAGCCCGUGAACGCCUCCCCGUCACCCGCACCCCUCUUACCCCUGUCACGUACACCCCUUACCCCGUCACUGCCCGAACACCCCCGUCACCCGCACCCCUCUUACUCCCAACCCCCCACCAGUAUGUGAACACCUCCCCGUCACCCGCACCCCUCUUACCUCCAACCCCCCACCAGCCCGUGAACGCCUCCCUGUCGCCCGCACCCCUCUUACUCCCAACCCCCCAGCAGCCCGUGUACGCCUCCCCGUCACCCGCAGCCCUCUUACACCCAACCCCCCAUCAGCCGGUGAACGCCUCCCCGUCACCCGCACCCCUCUUACACCCAACCCGUCAUCAGCCCGUGAACGCCUCCCCGUCACCCGCACCCCUCUUACCUCUGUCACCUACACCCUUUACGCCCAUAACUGCCAGAACCCCCCGUCACCCGCACCCCCUUACUCCCAACCCCCCACCAGCCCGUAAACACCUCCCCAUCACCCGCACCCCUCUUACCUCCAAGACCCCACCAGCCCGUGAACGCCUCCCCGUCACCUGCACCUCUCUUACCCCCAAGCCCCCAGCAGCCCGUGAACGCCUCCCCAUCACCCACACCCCCCUUACACCCAACCCCCCAUCAGCCCGUGAACGCCUCCCCGUCACCCGCACCCCUCUUACCCCUCUCACCUGCACCCCUCUUACUCCCAACCCCCCACCAGCCCGUGAACACCUCCCCAUCAACCGCACCCCUCUUACCCCAACCCCUUACCAGCCCGUGAACACCUCCCCACCCCCAUCAGGCCAUGAACACCUCCCCAUCACCCGCACCCCUCUUACCCCUGUCACCUACACCCCUUACCCCCGUCACUGCCCGAACACCCCCGUCACCCACAACCCUCCUACUCCCAACCCCCCAACAGUCCAUGAACACCUCCCCGUCACCCGCACCUCUCUUACCCCCAAUCCCCCACCAGACCCAGCAUGUAAACACCUCCCCGUCACCCGCACGCCUCUUACCACCACCCCCCACCAGCCCGUGAACACCUCCCCGUCACCCGCCCCCUCUUACCCCAACCCCCCACCAUCCCAUGAACACCUCACCGUCCCCCGCACCCCUCUUACCCCCAAGCCCCCACCAGCCUGUGAACACCUCCCCGUCACCCGCACCCCUCUUACCCCUGUCACCUACACCCUUUACCCCCCCCGUGAACGCCUCCCCGUCACCCGCACCCCUCUUACCCCUGUCACCUACACCUCUUACCUCCGUCACUGCCCGAACAACCCCGUCACCCGCACCCCUCUUACUCCCAACCCCCCAGCAGCCCGUGAACACCUCCCCGUCACCCGCACCCCGCUUACACCCAACCCCCCAUCAGCACCCCGUGAACGCCUCCCCGUCACCCGCACCCCUCUUACCAUCAACCCCCCACCAGCCCGUGAACGCCUCCCCAUCACCCGCACCCCCCUUACCCCCAACCUCCCACCAGCCCGUGAAGACCUCCCCAUCACCCGCACCCCUCUUACACCUAAACCCCCAUCAGCCCAUGAACACCUCCCCGUCACCCGCACCCCUCUUACCCCUGUCACCUACAUCCCUUACCCACAUCACUGCCCGAAUACCCCCGUCACCCGCACCCCUCUUACCCCCAACCCCCCACCAAUCCCCCGUGAACACCUCCCCAUCACCCGCACCCCUGUAACCCCCAACCCCCCACCAGCACGUGAACAACUCCCCGUCACCCGCACCCUUCUUACCCCCAACCCCCCAACAGCCCGUGAACGCCUCCCCGUCACCCGCACCCCUCUUACCCCCAAGCCCCCAUCAGCCCGUGAACGCCUCCCCGUCACCCGCACCCCUCUUACCCCUGUCACCUACACCUCUUACCCCCGUCACUGCCCGAACAACCCCGUCACCCGCACCCCUCUUACUCCCAACCCCUUACCAGCCCGUGAACACCUCCCCGUCACCCGCACCCCUCUUGCCCCCAAACCCCCACCAGCCCGUUAA